Molecule: messenger RNA, 774 nt
Organism: Closterium sp. Naga37s-1
Lineage: Eukaryota; Viridiplantae; Streptophyta; Zygnematophyceae; Desmidiales; Closteriaceae
Source: the annotation of a GenBank genome assembly
AUGAGGUCGCGAGGGCUUCCUGUCAGCCUGUGGACGAGGCUGUCGUGGCCCAACCACGCGCUCAUCCCGCGCAGCACGCUCGCCCUCGCCAUAGUCUCGCUCUCCCUCACAUGCAUCGCCCUCAGCGCCUCCCUCCUCGCCUCCUCUUUCAUCCGCUCUGCUCCAACCCCUGCCUCGCCUAGCACCGCUCCUCAUGGCCCCUUGCCGCACCCGCGUCACAUCACAGCUGCAGAUUCAGUUAUCAGCGGAUAUAUUCUGGGUAAUUCGGAGAUUCUUGGAGGCAUGGACGGCUCAGGCGUGGAGAUCCUCUCAGGAGAUGCGACGUCCCUGUCGGGUGGAGAAAAGGAGAACAAUGCUCCUGAGAAAGAGAAGGAGGAAAUUUCCGGCAAAUUGGAGAAGAGUGGUUAUAGGUGGUAUGAGUGGGUGCUGGGGGCUUUUGCAAGCCCUCUGGGAGCUUUCAGCGACCUGAGGGCGCCGUACCGUGCUGAACAGAUUGUGUUGGCGUCUGGUCAAGGCCCCACGGGCUCCUUGGGCUCGAGACGAGAAGGGCGGGGGAUGAUCGAUGCUGCUGAUGGCUCGGAUCCUAUGAGUGAUGGUGAUGGCGGUGGUGACAGGGUUGGGAAGGAGGAGGCUGUUGCAGGAUCGCAGGAGGAGAAGGUGCAGAUGACUGAGGAGGUCGAAAGGGAGCAAGAGGAGAAGGGAGAAGGCGGGGAGGAGCAGGAGACGCAGCUGCAUCACGUCAUGUUCAACAUAGCCUCGUUUGCGUGGGGUUGA